Messenger RNA from Aspergillus ibericus CBS 121593, 1635 nucleotides. Its product is annotated as general substrate transporter. The transcript has 5 exons. The coding region runs from base 1 to 1635 and encodes 544 amino acids. Gene Ontology annotation, molecular function: carbohydrate:proton symporter activity. Lineage: Eukaryota; Fungi; Ascomycota; Eurotiomycetes; Eurotiales; Aspergillaceae. Gene Ontology annotation, biological process: carbohydrate transport; transmembrane transport. The record is from RefSeq and is a predicted model, not a curated record. Gene Ontology annotation, cellular component: membrane.
AUGGGCCUCAUCGCAGAAACCCGUCAAGCCAUCCGGGACUCCCCUCGUGGGGUCUUUAAUUGGUAUCUGCUAUUCAACACCGCCAUCUUUGCCCUGUCUGGUAUCAGCAGGGGCUUCGACGAGGGAAACGUCGCAUGUCUGGUCGUGCAGUCGCGCUUCCGGAUCAAGUUCGGACUCGAUCAGCAGUCCCCCGAGCAGUAUGCCAACACCAAAGGAUGGAUUGUCUCCAUUUUCACGGCCGGAAUGGCUCUAGGCUGUCUUGCGUGCUUACCCUUUAAUGAUCGUAUUGGACGGCGGUGGACGAUGCGUCUCUCCACCCUGGUGUAUGUGGGUGGUGUCUUAGGGCAGGGCCUGUGCAAUGGCAACCUAGCCGGACUGUACGCAUCCAGACUCAUCUCCGGUCUCGGGGUGGGCGGCAUGACCGUCACGCCCCCGAUGUACAUCUCCGAGAUUGCACCCAAAACCAUCCGAGGCCUCCUGGCUAUCCAGUACACGGCCUGUCAGCAACUCGGAGUCGUGUUCGGCUUCUUCAUCAACUAUAGCAUCACCAAGCAGGAUGACGGCACGGACAUGCAGUGGAUGUUUCCGACCCUGAUCCAGCUGCUUCCCGCCGCCGUCUGGGGCUUGGGCAUGUUGAUCUGUGAAGAAUCCCCGCGGUGGCUGCUCUACGUUGGACGGCGAACACAGGCCGUGUCGGUGCUGGCUCGGCUCCGCCAUCUACCCAGUAACCACCCCACGGUAGUCACAGAAAUUGCAGUCAUGGAGUACCAGAUCCUGCAGGAGCGGGAAGCGGUCACGGAUGCCUCGCAAUGGCGUCUGCUCAAAGAGAUAUUUGUCCCCGUGGAGAACCGUCGUCGCUUCUUCCUGGUGUUUAUGGCGCAUCUCUUCUCGCAAUGGUCGGGCGGCAAUGCCAUCACCCAGUACCUGCCGACCAUUCUCGGGUACCUGGGGACAUCCGGGGAUGCGGCAUCCCUCACCACCGGUAUCUAUGCAGCGGUCAAGUUUUCCUGCGUGCUGAUCUUCUCCCUAGUGAUCGUCGAUUUCGUCGGUCGUCGGCGGUCGCUGAUGGCGGGCAUCAGCCUCCAGAUCACCACGCUGGUCUAUCUGGCCUGCUACCUGGGCAUUACGCGCGGCAUGACGACGACAGCCCUUUUGCAUAUGCCGAGCGCCGGGCGGGCAUCCAAGGGCGCGAUUGCCGCCAUCUUCCUGCACGGAAUCGGAUGGGUCAUCGGCUGGUUCUCGAUGCCCUUUCUGAUCGGGGCGGAAAUUUUCCCCAUUCGCAUCCGAUCGCUGGCGGUGUCGAUGGGCAUGGCGUGGCACUGGCUGUUCGCGUUUGGCUGUGCACGGGCGACGCCCGAUUUGCUCGAGGUCACCCACGAAUGGGGAGCGUUUGUCUUUUUCGCAUGCAUCUGCUUGGUGUCGCUAGUUUAUGUGUUUUUCGCGAUGCCGGACACAACCGGACGGUCGCUGGAGGCACUGGACGGUCUAUUCCAACGGCCGUGGUACACCGUCUAUCUAGUGGCAUAUGCAAAGGAGGAGGACGAGCUGGAGGUGCAGGCGAUCCACGAGCGGGGAAAGUCGGAGAUGGUCGGGGAGAUGGAAGAAUCAGCCGACACGUGCCUGGUUACUGUGUAG